AUGCUAGGAAAUAAAAAUAAUUUAACAUAUGAAGGUAAUUAUCUUAUUAAAUAAUAAAAGAGAGAUAUCAUAGCGAUUAAAAAAUACAACAAAAUAUUGUUAUCCUAUAUUUGAUAUCAGUCUUUACUUAUUCAUUAGCAAUUGUAUUGCUAUCCUAUUCAUAAUAUAUCAAUUUUAAUUCCACACUUCCAACAGACUUUUAAUUAUUAAUUUACAAUUGGGAACAAAGUCCUAUCAAAUCUCUUAGAAUUGCAGAAGAAAAUGAUAUAAAUAAAGUUUCUGCAUCAUUUUAAAAUCAAAAAAUUCAAACUUAUAGAAUUGACAAUGAAAAUUUAGCUUUGACUAUUGAAAAACUAGAUUCCUUCACUUUUGUUAACAAUUAUACACUCGAAUCUGAUUGUGAUUAGUAAUAUCAAUUAUGUGGAGGUGUUGAACUGAAUUCCAAAUAUUGUAUAAACUUAAAUUAAAUUACCUCUACUUUCUAAUGUCCUUUUAAUGAUAUCUUAAUUUAAUAGAACUUUACUAAUGGUUAUCUUAAAAAUCAAAGUGUUAAUCUAUAAAACUUUACCAAUUAUUUUUAUGAAACAAAAUUACAAUUAAGAAAAGGUUCUGUAAAUAAAACUAUAAUGGUUUUAUCUUCUGUUUAAUCUAGAUAACCUAUAACUAAUUUAAGAUUUGGAUUUAAUGGUUAGGUUUGUAAAGAUUUAAAUGAAUUUCAAGAAUGUUCAGAAUCCUUAUUAAACUACAAGGAAAUUACAAAAAUGAAUGCAUCAGAAGUACUUGAUUUAAAUACAAUUACUAAUAUUAAUAAUAUUACUAUCAAUGAUACUAUUGGAUUAUAUGCUGAAAGAUAUAUUGAAUUCAAUAUGGAUUGCAGAUACACUCUAAUAGAAAGAGUUUUAGAAAGUCCUGAUUACUAUAAGGAAUUGGGUUAUAUAUUGUAUAUUCAAACACUUUUUACUUUAGUAUAUUGUAUAUUUAUUGGUAUAAUCCUUAAUUUACUACACUUUUUUAUGCUGUCUGAUUUUACUUUUAUACUAGUUCUGCCAAUAAUGAAUCAGAAACAAGUUAAAAUAAUAAGAAGAAUAAUUUAUGCUAUUAGAAUUGCUUCCUUUUUGUCUUAUGGUACUAUCAUAUGUUUGUUGUAUUUUUAUGAAGCUCAAUUUCAUGAUACCAUUAAUAGAAUUGUAAGAAGUCGUUGUUUAGAAAAUGAUUUUUUAUAUAUAAUGAGUGAUACAUUAGAUGAGAUUGAUAAAUUUAGAUCAAAUUAAAUUGCAAUCUUUUGGAUUUUUGUAGUUAGUUUGAUUUUAGAAGUUUUUGCUUGUUUUAUUAUUGUUUAUAGAGGAGCUAAUGUUAAGAAAAAGAAUUUAUUGUAAAAAUGUAUAUAUAUUUAUUAAUCUAUUAGAGUAUGAACAUGAAUUAGAAAUUAAGCAUGAUGAAUAACAAUAUUUAUUUAAGACUGAUUAGAAAUAAACAUAAAAUAGAGUAUUACCUAGAUAAUCCUUUACUCCUAAUGAUAAAUAAGCAAUAAGAUAAUCAAUAAUAUCUGAUAAUUCAUCAUCAAGAAGAAAUAAAAAUAACAAUGUGUUAGCUGAUAUAAAUGAAUAAGAUGAAUUUUAAAAUUAAAGAGAAUCAAUUAAACCUGUUUUUUAACAUAACUAGUCUCCUCAUAAUACAAUGUAGUCUCCAAAUAAUUAUUAAGGAUAAAAAAUUUAGUUUAACUAAUGA
This is a messenger RNA of Paramecium pentaurelia, 1728 nucleotides long. The record is from the annotation of a GenBank genome assembly. Lineage: Eukaryota; Ciliophora; Oligohymenophorea; Peniculida; Parameciidae.